AUGGCGACCGAAAAUAGUAGCCGUGUAGCAAAAGUCAGAGUGGUCGAAGCAUCAGAUACAAAGGACUACUUUAUCUCCGAACUACUCCUCGAGAAGCGCACGUCAUCCUUUGCUAAGCUGGUCUGCGAAAACACUGGUGAUGGUGGCAUAUUCGAAGUCACCGAGUGUCAAAUUACCACUUUCGACAUUUUCACCGCCUGGCUCAACGCAGAGCCCGAAUGCCUCUUCAGUCCAUUGAGCACCAACCCGAUUGGCGACAACUUCUGGAUUUCCGGCGUGCCGCUUAUCCAGCUCCAUAUAUUUGCGGGCGAAUACAACAUCCCCGAGCUAGCUGAUGAUGCUCUUCGUCGCUUCACCAGUCUUGUUCAUCUCAUCGGUGGCAAGACAAAGAUACCGCACGUCUUUGCUGUCGACAUCUAUGUCUUUCCCACCUUGGAAGAAGUUGGCUAUGUUUACAGCAACACUUCGGCGGAGUCUCCUCUUCGACCCAUCAUCGUCAACGCAUUCUGUACCACUGAUCAGGAUUUGGGUUAUUUACUCAUGGAAGCCCACCGCGAGUUCCUGGUCGACGUCAUCAUCCAUAUGCAGGGCAUGCAGGACAAAUUGAAAGGAGUCAUGGGCUUUAUAGGCUUGAGCGAUGGUAAUCCUGAGCGAGGUUGGAUUUGGCCAAAAGCCAAGAAGUCCUCUCGAAAUGGAUGGGGUGUCUGA
Messenger RNA from Parastagonospora nodorum SN15, 708 nucleotides. RefSeq lists its product as hypothetical. The record is from RefSeq and is a predicted model, not a curated record. Bases 1 to 708 code for a protein of 235 amino acids. The transcript is spliced from 2 exons. Lineage: Eukaryota; Fungi; Ascomycota; Dothideomycetes; Pleosporales; Phaeosphaeriaceae.